AUGAGACUCUCUCUAUCUUCGGUGGCUGCCACGUUUAUGUGCGUGGCUUCCACUUUUGCAGUGACACUCGACAUCACAUCGAAAGACUCGGUCUGUUCAGCCGCAUCUGCCAUUUUGGCCGGUGAAAUGGACUACUACAUGGGUACUAGAUAUGGAGGUACCGUCGGUAUGUUCUCCCCUCCUUACUACUGGUGGCACGCCGGUGAGGUUUUCGGAGGUUGGGUUGACUACUGGUACUUCUGCCAAAAGGACAAUGAUACAUUCACCCAACUUCUUUUCAAUGCGAUGUACGACCAGAGAGGUGCCAACAAUGACUACAUGCCUUCCAACCAGAGUAUGACCGAGGGUAAUGAUGAUCAGGGUGUUUGGGGUAUGGCCAUCAUGCAAGCUGUGGAGAGAAACUUCACCAAUGGAGAUAAGUCUUGGCUUUACAUGAUCCAAGCCGUCUUCAACACCAUGAACAACCGUUGGGACCCUAGCACGUGUCAGGGAGGCUUGAGAUGGCAGAUUUUCACCUGGAACUCGGGUUACAAUUACAAGAAUAGUAUCGCCAACGGAUGUCUUUUCCACAUCGCUGCUCGUUUGUAUAGAUACACCGAGCAACAGGUUUACUUGGAUGCUGCCAACAGAGUCUUCAACUGGAUGUGGUCCGUUGGUUUCUUUAGUAACACUCCGGAGUUCAUCAUUUAUGAUGGUGCUGAGGAUACCAACAACUGUACUUCGUUGACUAUUCACAAGUGGUCUUAUACUUAUGGUAUUUUCCUCGCUGGUUCUGCGUACUUAUACAAUGCUACAGGCGACCAGAAGUGGUUGACCUCUGUGAACACUAUUUUGAACGCCUCUAGUUUCUUCUUCAACAACUCGAUCAUGCAAGAGUCGUCUUGUCAACCAUACAAAGUGUGUAAUAAUGAUCAGCGGUCGUUCCGUUCUCUUUUCUCUCGUUGUCUUGGUUUGACUGCAACUUUGGUUCCUUCCACAUACGACCAGAUUGUCACCGGCUGGCUUCAGCCUAGUGCCAAGGGUGCUGCCGCCUCUUGUUCUGGUGACGGCCACAACACUUGUGGUCAAGAUUGGUCUUUGGGCUCUUGGGAUGGUAUGUACGGUUUAGGUGAGCAAAUGUCUGCCAUGGAGGUUAUCAUGUCGAUGCUCACUACCCAAAAGGACCCAUUGACUCCAAAGACUGGUGGUUCCACUGAAGGUGGUGAUGUCAGUGCCGGAAACACCACUAUCACUGGUAUCAAUGAAAACAAGAUCAAUGUCACUAAGGGUGACACCACUGGUGCUGCAAUUCUUACUGCUGUGGUAUUGAGUGUGGUUCUUGGAUGUGCCAUCUGGAUGUUGUUUUAA
Australozyma saopauloensis is the source of this 1347-nucleotide messenger RNA. It is a transcript of the gene DFG5, whose product is annotated as putative mannan endo-1,6-alpha-mannosidase. Gene Ontology annotation, molecular function: mannan endo-1,6-alpha-mannosidase activity. Lineage: Eukaryota; Fungi; Ascomycota; Pichiomycetes; Serinales; Metschnikowiaceae. Gene Ontology annotation, biological process: budding cell bud growth; carbohydrate catabolic process; fungal-type cell wall biogenesis. The transcript has a single exon. The record is from RefSeq and is a predicted model, not a curated record. The coding region runs from base 1 to 1347 and encodes 448 amino acids.